Messenger RNA from Paramecium sonneborni, 1913 nucleotides. Lineage: Eukaryota; Ciliophora; Oligohymenophorea; Peniculida; Parameciidae. The record is from the annotation of a GenBank genome assembly.
AUGAGUUUAAUAUUUUAAGGAGCGCUUAGUUUUAUAAAAAAAGCUGAAAUAUGCAAAAAAAAUAAUUAAGAUGUCGAAAUAGGUAGAGGAGGAUAUGGAGUUGUAUACAAAGGUUAAAUAUUAAUUCAAUAAAAAAAUCUACCUGAUAAAUUAGUAGAUGUUGCUUUAAAAAGAGUUCAAAUACCAAAAAGCAAAGAUUAACGAACAAGAAUGAUUGAGUUAAUAAAAAGAGAAUUAUCUGUUUUUAAAUCGGUUAAAUCUCCACAUAUUGUAAAAUUAUAUGGAACCAAUCAAAUUGUUUAAAAAAACAAAUUAGAAGAACUAGAUUUUAUUGAAUUUUAUUUAGAAUAUUGUGAAGGCAAUUUAGCCGAUUUAAUUGUCGAUCAAGAGAAAUGGGUUGAUGUACCAUUUUCUGAGGAAAAAGCUUCAGAAAUUUUUGAUCAACUAUUAGAAGUAGAAUUCUUACUCUAAAAAUCAAUAUUUAUGAGAUCAAGUACACUGUUUGAGGGUUUGUAUCAUAGGGAUAUUAAUUUAAAAAACAUAUUGUAUAAAAAAAAAAAGCAUAAAAUACAAGUUAAAGUUUGUGAUUUUGGUAUUUCCCAAUACAUCAAAAGCGAAACGACCGCUCAUAUGGGAACAGAAGUAAAUAUUUUAUUUAAUUCUAGUCUUUUAUGAGUCCAGAAAAUAAAACCAAUUAAGUUUAUGAUUUAGAAAAAAAUGAAACAUGGUCUCUAGGCCUUUUGUUAUUUUGUUUACUAAAAGGAAUUAGAUUUUAUCAAAAUAAUCAAGUAAUUUUCUACAAUAAAACAAAUGAGCAUCAUUAAUUAAUAAAAGAUAUGAAAAUCAAUCAAUACACGAAAGAAUUAUUGAUAAACUUAUUAUAGUAUGAUCCUGAUAAAAGAUGGGGAUAUUCUGACAUUAAAAAAUCAGAAUGGUAUUACCUAAAUGGUUCAAAGAAAGUUAAAAAAUUAGAAAAAAUAUCACCUAUUCUAAGGUUAAGGUAAAAUUAUUUUCAUGAACUUACUCGUCAAUUGAUAGAAUAUGAAAUUCAAAUUAAUAAUGCAUAACUUGGAUUGGAAUUUUAAAUUCCUUAAGAAUUAUUAUUAAUAACAAUCAAAAAUUAUGAAUUUUGGUCAUAAAAAUAAUUAGAAAAAUACAGUGGAACUUAUGCAUAUGAAUACUUUGAUGAAUAUGAUGAUGAAGAAACAUAAAAACUAUUCAAGCAAUAAAUGUAAAAACAAGAAUACUAAUUAAUAACAAUUACAAAAUAACUCAAUGAUUUCUUUAUUUAUAUUAAAUAUGGUGAAUAAAGGCUAAAGAUUAAGUAAGAUGAAGUAUUAAAAUCAAUAGUAGAGUAUUGGAUCAAAGUUUUAGGAGACAACUCUUCAUGCAUCUCUACUUUCAAACCAGAUACACUAUUUUAUUAUUUGAAUUAUUUAAAGGAGAUAUAAUAAAAACUAGUUAGUUAAUUCUCAAUAUUGCCAAUUAAUAAUAACGAAAUUCAACAAUUAAGGGAUAAAUUAUAUAAAUCAAUAACAGAAUCGACAAAUAUAUUAAAAAAAUUUGAAGAAGCAUUUGAAAAAUUCUAAUAGGCGUAGGAGAAUGAAUCGUAAUAAUAAUUUUCUGUUAUUUCAUUAAAAGAAACAAUUAAUGUAAAUAAAAAUCAAAUUAAAUUGGAAGAAAAUGAUACAAGUUUGAAUCAAUUGCAGCUUUCAGUGUAGGAAUAUCAAUAAUAAAUAGAAGAAUGCUAAGCUAAGAUUAAUAAAAAAAAAAAUCAAUUAUAACUUCUAGAUGAUAGAGAAAAAAAAAAAACUGUAUUAAAAACAUUAGAGGAAAUAUAAAAAUUAUUUGAUCAAUUUUUUAGAUGGAAACAUCAAAAAAACUUUGAGGAACAUCUAAAGAGUACAAAUUGA